This is a messenger RNA of Coffea eugenioides, 1283 nucleotides long. Its product is annotated as probable xyloglucan endotransglucosylase/hydrolase 1. Lineage: Eukaryota; Viridiplantae; Streptophyta; Magnoliopsida; Gentianales; Rubiaceae. Bases 132 to 1025 code for a protein of 297 amino acids. The transcript is spliced from 4 exons. Gene Ontology annotation, cellular component: apoplast; cell wall. The record is from RefSeq and is a predicted model, not a curated record. Gene Ontology annotation, molecular function: hydrolase activity, hydrolyzing O-glycosyl compounds; xyloglucan:xyloglucosyl transferase activity. Gene Ontology annotation, biological process: cell wall biogenesis; xyloglucan metabolic process.
GGCCCUCUUCCUCACUUCUUCACAUCUCAGAGUCUUUUCCAUUUUGACUACCAUUUCCUCUUUAGCCUCGAGUACCUAAUAUUUUUUCUUCUCCUAUGCACUAGAGAUCAAGAAUAGUAGCAGCAGAAAGUAUGAUGGAUCUUAAGAAGCUCUACCUCAUCGGCACAAUCUUGUUAAAUCUGUCCAUAUUAGCCAUUGGUGCUCAGCCCAGGAAGCCAGUGGAUGUGCCAUUUCAGAGAAAUUAUGUGCCAUCUUGGUCUCCUGACCAUAUCAAGUACAUAAAAGGAGGUAGCUCUGUUGACCUUGUACUGGAUAAGAUCUCAGGUACUGGAUUUCAAUCAAAAAAUUCGUAUCUGUUUGGGCAUUUCAGCAUGAGGAUGAAAUUGGUGGGAGGGGAUUCAGCUGGUGUUGUAACAGCAUUCUAUCUGUCAUCACAGACUAAUGAACAUGACGAGAUAGAUUUUGAGUUCUUGGGAAACAGAACAGGGCAGCCCUACAUAUUACAGACAAAUGUGUUCACAGGAGGUAAAGGGGACAGGGAGCAAAGGAUCUAUCUUUGGUUUGACCCUACCAAAGGUUUCCACGACUAUGGUAUCAUAUGGAACAUGGAUAUGUUAGUGUUCUUUGUUGAUAACUCGCCUAUAAGGGUGUUUAAAAAUAGCAAAGAUUUGGGAGUAAAAUACCCAUUCAAUCAACCAAUGAAGCUGUACUCGAGUCUUUGGGAGGCUGAUGAUUGGGCAACAAGAGGUGGAUUGGAGAAAACCAAUUGGGCCAAUGCCCCAUUUAUUGCAUCAUACACAUCCUUCCACAUUGAUGGCUGUGUAGCAUCAACACCACAAGAAGUCCAGGUUUGCAGCACAAGAGGCCUCAAAUGGUGGGAUCAGCCAGCCUUCAAAGAUCUGGAUGGGGAGCAAUACAGGAGGCUGAGAUGGGUCCGAGGGAAAUUCACCAUUUACAACUAUUGCAGUGACAAGGCAAGAUACCCUACUCCUCCUAUUGAGUGUUCAAGGGAUAGAGAUGUUUGAGGGGUUGAAAAUGUGAGGUGUCAAAAUUUCAUUUUUGUUUUCCUUCUCAAAGGAAAAUGAAUAAGAUAAUAUGUUUGAAAUUAUCUUUGAUGUACCUUGUUUGGAUAUCUUGUUUGGUCGUUUAUGUAGCUAGAUGAGCCAUGACAACUAUUGGUUGUUUGUGAGGAGUGACAUUGUACUUAUGAUAUUUUUUUUUCCCGAGUUUAUUAUGAUCAAUAAAAUAUUAAAUGGGGUAAAGUAAUACGAUCAAAAGAUCAA